Molecule: messenger RNA, 1255 nt
Organism: Sardina pilchardus (European sardine)
Lineage: Eukaryota; Metazoa; Chordata; Actinopteri; Clupeiformes; Clupeidae
Gene: akr1a1a
Product: aldo-keto reductase family 1, member A1a (aldehyde reductase)
Exons: 9
Coding region: 97-1074 (325 amino acids)
Biological process (GO): aldehyde catabolic process
Cellular component (GO): cytosol
Molecular function (GO): aldose reductase (NADPH) activity
Source: RefSeq, a predicted model, not a curated record
GUUUUCAUUGCACUAAGGGAGAGCGCUGUUGACUGUAGAGGAAGUCAUUCGGUACGAUAACUCAACGUGGCACUGGUGGCACAACAAGGACCGACCAUGAGCUGCACAGACGUCACACUCUCGACGGGCCAGAGGAUGCCAGCCGUGGGCCUGGGCACCUGGAAGAGUAGCCCCGGGCAGGUGAAGCAGGCGGUGCUGGCCGCUCUGGACUGCGGCUACAGGCACAUUGACUGUGCGGCCGCCUACAGUAAUGAGCACGAGGUGGGGGAAGCUCUGGCUGAGAGAGUGGGGCCCGGGAAGUCCCUCAAGCGGGAGGAGGUCUUUGUGACCUCUAAGCUGUGGAACACCAAGCACCACCCUGAUGAUGUGGAGGCUGCCUGCCGGAAGACCCUCUCCGACCUGGAGCUGAGCUACCUGGACCUGUAUCUCAUGCACUGGCCCAUGGCCUUCCAGAGGGGAGUGGAACUGAUGCCGAGACGGCCUGAUGGCACUGUUCGCUAUGCAGAUACCCACUACCGAGAUACCUGGGUGGCCAUGGAGAAGUUGGUGGACCAGGGCCUGGUGAAGGCUAUAGGGUUGUCCAACUUCAAUGCAAAGCAGAUUGAUGACAUUCUUAGCAUGGCAAAGCACAAACCAGUUGUGAACCAGGUGGAGUGCCACCCGUAUCUGGUCCAGUCGGAGCUGCUGGCCCACUGUAAGAACCGAGGGGUGGCGGUCACCGCCUACAGCCCCCUGGGGUCACCUGAUCGUCCCUGGGCCGCCCCAGGUGAGCCCCUGUUGUUAGAAGACCCACAGAUCCUCACCAUGGCCAAACACUACAACAAGACCCCAGCCCAAGUCAUCAUCAGAUGGCAGGUGCAGAGGGGAGUCAUAUGCAUCCCGAAAAGCGUCACUCCGUCCAGGAUCAAGCAGAACCUCGAGGUGUUUGACUUUGAAAUAUCAGAGAAAGACAUGACGCAGAUUAACUCCUUCAAUCGUAAUGAGAGACUCAUCAUACCCACUAUAGAGAAAGAUGGUGUGAAGGUGUGGAGGGAUGCGAUUCACCCUCACUUUCCCUUCCAUGAGCCAUACUAGCUACCUCUCACUGAGCAACCACAGCCAGGAAAGGACAGCCAUGCUGAACCAUCUUCUGAAUUCCCCCCAACUACUUUACCAAGCACUUAGAAGAUUGACAUUCAACAGUCUUGAGUAACAUAUGUUGCAUACUCGGACUCUCUGUAAGAAUGAAUAAAUAAAGAAUAUCACAUAGCACUCA